AUGUCUGAUCAGGAGUUGGACAGUGUGGUGGCUGAUAUAAAAACAAUUAUGCCAGACAGCGGAGUCGACACCCUUGGUGUUUUAGAGAGACUCUCUUCGUUAAGGUGCACAGUGAGACGCUCCUAUUCUGUCCCGUGUCCCAAAAGCCUUGUGCAUAUUGAUACCAACCACAAGCUGAUUAGAUAUAACAUGGUCAUCUUUGGAGGCAUCGAUGGCUACUCUAGAAAGAUCAUGUAUCUUGGAGUUGCCAAUAACAAUCGGUCAGAAACAACGCUGGCAUUUUUCCAGGAAUCAGUGGACAAGUUUGGCUUCCCACUAAGGGUUCGAGCGGAUCAAGGUGUAGAGAACGUUGCAGUCGCUCGUCUCAUGUUUUCUGCUCGCGGGACCGGAGUUGGCAGUUUUAUUUCGGGCAAGAGUGUGCACAAUCAAAGAAUCGAGAGAUUGUGGAGGGAUGUGUACAUGGCAGAAAUGGACCAACUCAAACGGACACUAGACCCUCUCACUCCUUCAGAUAGUUAUGGAACUGACCUUUACCUAGCCACUGUUGAAUAUGUGGAGCGCAUCGUUAAUGCCAGAUAA
This is a messenger RNA of Knipowitschia caucasica, 579 nucleotides long. Lineage: Eukaryota; Metazoa; Chordata; Actinopteri; Gobiiformes; Gobiidae. The record is from the annotation of a GenBank genome assembly.